AACUACAGGACCACAGGACAUAAUCUAAUGGGAGUCAGUGAGGGGGGGCUGAGCACAAGGCGUUCGGGUUAAGGUGGAGUAUAAUAAGGGGGCCAUGAAUGGAGAGAAGCUGUGAGGAUCAGAGGAAGAAGAGGAGGAGGAGGAGGAGGUCCAGUGCAAACUUCAUUCCUGUUCAGACAUGUGGAGACGAAUUAUUACCGACAGUGUCUUAAACGAGUAAAGCUGAAGAAUUCAGACGCUUUGUCCAGAUGUAUCAGAAGCCUGCCCAUCCUCUAAGACUAAAAGAGUGGCUGAUACUUCAGAUCGACAGCGGCAAGUACCCCGGACUUCACUGGGAGGAUGGGCAGAAGACACGGUUCCGAAUCCCAUGGAAGCACGCUGCCAAACAGAACUAUAGUGAGGAAGAAGAUGCAGCUUUAUUUAAGGCCUGGGCGGUGUAUAAGGGAAAGUUUCGAGAAGGGUCUUCAAAGGCAGAUCCUUCUGUAUGGAAGACCAGACUCAGAUGUGCACUAAACAAGAGCCCCGAUUUCCAGGAGGUCCCGGAGAGCUGUCAGGAUGCAGGGGAACCCUGCAAAAUCUACAGGAUCGUGGCCGAGCAGCAAGACAGUAGCAAUGAUCCAUACAAAGAAAGGUCUAUGAGCCCCAGUAAUGAAUGCCCUCCAAGCUCUCCAGAAGACAAACUUCAGAUUGUGGAAGUGAGGAGAGAAGGAUUUUCAGACAGAGAUACUCCACCCAAACUACUGAAGUUGGAAAGCCACCAAAUCUCAACAGAUACAGGGGCAUCAGGUGUAGCCAUUGUGAAAGACCCCCAUAGUGACCAUAAAGUGGCAGAAAUAUCAGAGCAAGAAGCAUUUGUGCAACUGUCAACCUCGUCUUCAGAUUUCUGGCUUCACAUACGCCUGUACUACCAGGGCAAACUGGUGAACGAGGUCACCACACAAACGGCUGAAGGUUGCCGCAUUGCCUCCCAGUCAUCAUGCCAGUGGGAAUACAACUCAUAUUCACCUAUGCUGUUAGAGGAAAUCCCUUUCCCUUCUCCCCAAGAAGUGAUGGGUAGCCUGAAACCCGAGGUCUACCAGGUGCUCAAAAAGCUGCUUCGGCACCUGGACAAAGGGGUGCUACUGUGGGUGGCACCGGAAGGGGUGUUUAUAAAGAGGCAGUGCCAAGUACGGGUAUACUGGAGCAGCCCCUCGGCCCCACACAAAGAUCAACCCAACAAACUGGAGAGAGAGAAGACCUGCAAGGUGCUGGACACAGAACAAUUCAUGACAGAAAUGGAAAUGUUCAUGACACACAAAGGUCCAGAACCCCAGUACCAGAUCCAGCUGUGCUUUGGAGAGGAAUACCCCGAGUCAUCUGGAAACCCCAACAAACUGAUAACAGCACACGUUGAGCCGGUGUUCGCUCGGGAAUUUCUUGAACAGGCAAAGAUGAAACUGAGGAGUGAGCCUGCAAGUCCAAAUCUACGUUCACCUAGUCCUGUAUGAACAGAUACGUUCUACAGUGGUUAUCUCCAAUGUGAAUUGGGUUGCCAGGGCCUGCUGGGAGUUGUGGUUCUUCAACAGAUUAUGUAAGACAGUUUACCAAACAUCAGCCUAAACCACCUUGGUUCUCUUCAUGAUCUCCUCUGUAUGGGACCCCUAAACCGCUAAACUGGCCUUCCCAAUUUACCUUCCAAUACCCUUUGUUUAUUGGAGCUUUCAAAUUCUCUAUGUAGAUCAGUGGUCUCCAAACUGUGACCUGGGGGCCAGAUGCAGCGCUUUGCUUGCUUUUAUCCAGCCCUUGGGGCCUUAUUUCAUUCACCGACACCAACCAAGAGGCACAAUUCCUUCCAAUGAUGGGGGCAAUUUCCUUCCAAUGAUGGGGGCCAAUGACACCAAUGAUAGAGCACA
This is a messenger RNA of Rana temporaria (common frog), 1892 nucleotides long. Its product is annotated as interferon regulatory factor 4-like. Gene Ontology annotation, biological process: immune system process; regulation of transcription by RNA polymerase II. NCBI's taxonomy places the organism in Eukaryota, Metazoa, Chordata, Amphibia, Anura, Ranidae. The transcript has 9 exons. The record is from RefSeq and is a predicted model, not a curated record. Bases 249 to 1487 code for a protein of 412 amino acids. Gene Ontology annotation, cellular component: nucleus. Gene Ontology annotation, molecular function: DNA-binding transcription factor activity, RNA polymerase II-specific; protein binding; RNA polymerase II cis-regulatory region sequence-specific DNA binding.